AUGUCUGAUAUCUUUAGUUUAAAGAAGCAACUCAUAGUGUAUGGAGCACAUCAUAAUAACAAGGUAAAUGUGGCCAUACAUAUGGUCUUUGUGCCCACUAUUCUCUGGACGCUCGUCAUUUUCUCAAAUACAGGACCACUCAUAAAGACAAACCCUAUUUUUAAUGUAUUUGAACCCAAUUUCGCAUUCUUUUUCAUUGCAUCCUAUAUAGUGUACUAUGUAAUUCUGGAUCCUAUUGCAGCAACUCUUUAUACUCCUAUUCUUUUAUAUAUGUGCCAUUCGGCUAUAAAUUACUACAAGGCCAAUCCAAAUGCAAACAAGGUAGCCAUUGUUAUUCACGUAAUCUCAUGGAUAUUUCAAUUACUUGGUCAUGGACUCGCUGAGAAAAGAAGUCCAAAAUUCUUGGAUAAUGUUGUGCAAGCUUUUGUGUCUGCACCUUAUUUUGUAUUCUUUGAAAUACUUUUCAUGUUGGGAUAUCGACCCAAGUUAUAUAAAGAGGUGAUGUAUGAAGUCAAUAAGGAUAUUGCCACAUUCCGUGCUCGCCAAAAGCGUCGUGAUAUUCCCAGCAGAAAAUGA
Rhizopus microsporus ATCC 52813 is the source of this 576-nucleotide messenger RNA. RefSeq names its product DUF962-domain-containing protein. Gene Ontology annotation, biological process: sphingoid catabolic process. The transcript is spliced from 4 exons. The coding region runs from base 1 to 576 and encodes 191 amino acids. Gene Ontology annotation, cellular component: endoplasmic reticulum. Lineage: Eukaryota; Fungi; Mucoromycota; Mucoromycetes; Mucorales; Rhizopodaceae. The record is from RefSeq and is a predicted model, not a curated record.